Messenger RNA from Microstroma glucosiphilum, 4372 nucleotides. Its product is annotated as subtilisin-like protein. Bases 132 to 4274 code for a protein of 1380 amino acids. Lineage: Eukaryota; Fungi; Basidiomycota; Exobasidiomycetes; Microstromatales; Microstromataceae. Gene Ontology annotation, biological process: proteolysis. The record is from RefSeq and is a predicted model, not a curated record. Gene Ontology annotation, molecular function: serine-type endopeptidase activity; tripeptidyl-peptidase activity. Gene Ontology annotation, cellular component: cytosol. The transcript has a single exon.
CCCAUUUGCUUCUUGCCUCCCCUUUCUACCCAUACAGCCCCUCCUCACCCCUGAUUGACUGAGCUCACUCACCCUCCGGCUCAGCUCACCCCCUCCUGCCCUGCUCAGCCCAGCUCGGCAUUCCCAUCUCGAUGCUCUUGGGCGCACAGAGGGCACUACGAUCAACGAGUCACUCCCUGCCCGCUUCCUUACCAAAGCGUUCCUUGCUCACUCGGACUCCUGUCUGGCGACCGCACCCAUCGACGACUCCUAUUCACACCACUCCUCGACGCUCAGCGACCUUCAGUGCUCUUCGCCUGCCACGUAGAUCGUCCUCUCAGACCGCUCGCCUCCUGAACACUUCCACGAGAAGCAUCAUCGAUCCGGCUGACCCCACGCUCGACCACGCUGCCACUGCCUCAACUACCAUGCCUGCCCACGCUCCCUUUCCAGUAGCUGGCCUCUUGCCCAAAGAAGCUACCGAAGCCGCAAAGUUCCUCUCCAAGCACCCCACUUACGAUGGACGCAACGUACGAGUCGCCAUCCUAGACACUGGUGUAGACCCAGCCGCUAGAGGUCUCAAUGGAAAGGGCAAGGUGGUGGACAUCAUCGACUGCUCUGGCGCAGGAGACAUUACCAUCUCCCCAGUCGAAGAGGCCUCUUCCACCGACAAGGAAGCUAUUGAGCUCAUCUCUCCAACCACCGGCCGAAAGCUCCUCGUCUCUCCCUCUUGGAAAAAGGACUCUUCUUCCCCCUGGCUGGUAGGUUUCAAGCGAGCCUACGACCUCUGGCCAUCGGACCUCGUAUCCCGCCGCAAAACCCAGAGAAAGAAGAAUUGGGACAUUGAAGUCGCGAAGCUCGUCGGUAAAGUCCAGCGGGAGUCUGCCGAUCUCGAGGCCGGAAGUGGGCCUACAGAUGAGAAGAAAAAGACUCAGCUGAAAGAGGAACUCAAAGCUCAGCUCGCCGUGCUGGGAGACCUCGACUCUUCCUACUCAGACCCCGGACCGCUACUCGAAACGGUCACCUUCUUUGACGGCUCGCACUGGCGGACCGUCGUCGGCGGGGCUGAGGGCGACAUCAUCGAACCCACAAAGGGUCUCCCGGAAGACUCGCUGCGAGCUCUGGCUGGACAGACCUUGGACUUGAGAAAGGCGUCUCCCUUGGCAGACUUCCACAUCGAGCAGCAGCACGACGUAUUUGGACCCGCAGACCUCCUCACCUAUUCUAUCAACCACGUCUUCGAGACGAGCAGCGAUGCCAAGCAGCCCUCGGGCAUCUCACUCGUCACCCUCUCUGGCUCCCACGGCACCCACGUUGCCGGUAUCACUGGUGCUCACUUGCCCGAGGAUGCCGAGGAGAAUGGAGUCGCACCUGGCAUUGAGAUAGUCUCUCUCCGCAUCGGCGACAGCCGCGUCAACGGCAUGGAGACUGGUCAGGCGCUUAUGCGAGCAGCGCAAGCGAUCAUCGCAACUAAUUGCGACUGCUGUAACAUGAGCUUUGGCGAGGACGGCGCAUGGCAAGUCGAAGGAGCUGGUGCAUUUGCUUCGGCACUCAGGGACAUCGUCAUUCGACAAAAGGACGUACUCUUUGUCUCUUCUGCCGGUAACUCUGCCCCUGCUAUGAGUACGUUGGGACAGCCUGCCGGUACUACCGAGGGAGUAUUCACCAUCGGAGCCUACGUCAAUAGCGGAGCCAUGCAGGAUGCAGAGUACGCCCUGGUCGAGCGAGGGGUCAAGGACUCGCCGACUACAUGGUCUUCUCGUGGCCCUGCUGCCGACGGAGCGAGAGGUACCACCGUGUACGCCCCCGGAGCGGCCAUCACGGCCAUUCCCAAGUACUGCCUUCAAGCGACUCAGCUCAUGAACGGUACCUCCAUGGCUUCGCCCAACGCAUGCGGCGUCAUCGCGCUCCUCCUCUCCGGCAUGAAGCAAGAAGGAAUUCCCAUCACCUCUGCUCGCGUUCACAAGGCUAUUGUCGCUACCGCCAAAGACUUCAACGACGAGCUUGGCAUCGGAUUCAUCCAGACCGACAAGGCCUGGGAGUACAUUGUUGCCAAUCAGGCUCGAGAGGACGCCGACUUUGAGUUCACCGUCGCCGUCUCUCCACCUGGCAAGCCCGUGGGAAGAAGCUCCACCGACAAGCGAGGUGUCUAUCUUCGCGAGAAGCUGGAAACUGGCAGGGUCGGCCAGUUCAUGGCUACUGUCAAGCCUCUGAUCAAGGGUACGGAACCUGAAAAGGCGUACAAUCUCCAGCUCAAGUGCAACCUCAAGAGUGACGCUUCGUGGGUGACCAGCCCAGAAUUCCUCCUCCUCGGCAGUAAUGGUCGGUCAUUUGAGAUCCGCGUAGAUCCCACUCACCUCCCGCCAGGUCUUCACAUUGCCUCCGUCAAGGGCUACGACUCUGCAGAUCCAGGUCUCGAGCUUUUCGAUGUCCCCGUCACAGUGACGAAGCCAGAAGUGUCCAACGAACCUACUGUCCGCUACUCGACGACGCUCAGGGAUGGCAAGCUGGAGCGCCACUUCAUCCACGUCCCCGAGGGCACGACUUGGUGUGAGGCUCGCUUCCGCUCCUCGAACCAUGGAGUCGAAGGCACGACUGCCAAGUUCUGGGCUCACCUGGUCACGGUAGAGCCCCAGCGUCGCUUGAGCUUCGUCGAGCAUUCAUUUGUGGUGGCCUUGACGUCGGGCGAGCCCAUGACUCGCAAAUUCGCCGUCAAAGGAGGGCAGACGUUGGAGGUGUGUCUGGCCGAGAUGUGGAAUGCAGCGCAGAAGUUUGACAUUGACUUUGAUCUCGAGUUCCACGGCAUCACCAUCGGACACGCCGUCAGUGGCAGGGACGAGCUCACCCUCAUCGGUGGCGAGGGAGCCGUCAAGAUCGAGUGCAUGAGCAAUGUCCGCCUCGAAGCCUUCACCCCUACCAUUUCCUUUAGCAAGCGCAGGACCUUUGUUCGUCCUUCCAACUCUGUCAUCCGGCCGUUCGUUGACCAGAGGAACCUGCACCCCAGUGGCAAGAUGAUGGGAGAGGUCGUCAACUCCUACCAGCUGACCAUUGGCGAGGGGGGGCCUGUGAAGCUCUCUUGGCCCACGUCGAGUCCUCUAUCAAACCUCUACGACUCGGCAGUUCCCAUGCUCACGGCCAUCUUCGAGACCAACACAAAGAAGCUAGUCUCCUUUGGCGACAUCUACCCCAAGGCAAAGGAGCUCGCCAAGGGAGAGUACACUGUGCGUGUGCAAUGGCUUAACGAGAACCCUGCCGUGCUCAAGGCCCUGAGGACGGCCACAAUGACCGUGGAGCAGAACCUGUCGAAAGGCAAGGACAUUACACUGAGCACCUACGAGAACCACGUCGAUCUCUUUGGCUCUGCUAAGCCAGCUUCGUACAAGGGCGGAGCUGUCAAGCUUCUGCCUGGCGAGAGAAAGGUGCUCAACCUGGACCUCAACCUUCAUGGCGAUGCCCUGCCCAAGGAGGCUCAGCCCGGAGACAUUUUGGUCGGAGACUUUGGCUUCGCUCCCGAUGGCAAGUACACCCUGAAGUACAUUGUAGCUCCUGCGCCCAAGAAGGAGGAGAACGGCGAAGGUGGAGGGAAAGACGACGAGCCUCAGCUGCCGGAGCUGCUUGCGCCUCUGACAAAGAAGCUCAAGGGGGAGCAAAAGAAGAAGUUCUUGGACACCCUGCUCAAGGACCAUCCUACCUCCCUGCCUGUUCUGCUGGCGCGGCUCGAAUCUCUGGACGCCGGCAAAAAGGAAGAAGUAGACGAUGUCGUCAAGGCUGCCGAUGCGGUCGUCAAGGAGAUCGACGUCCAGUCUGUCCUGCUCUAUCUCGGCGAGAAGCGCCUGCCCGCGAAUGAGCAGAGUGACGAGGAGAAGAAGGAGAAUAAGAAGAUGGAGGAGAAGAAGAAGGCUCUGGUCACUGCUUACGUGAAAAAGGGCAAAGCCCUCCUGACCAAGGACAAGGACGGUAAAGACGCCGCUUCUGCGUCGGCAUUCAAGACCACCUUUGAGUCGGCGCGCAAGUUGCUCGGCGAGACGACGGAGAAUCGAGAGUGGGCGACUUUGCGCAUUGCCAACUACCUCCGAGACGAAGGAGGUGAAGGGAGUCGCCCUGGACAAGCACUCCAGAGUGUUCGCAAGCUCAUCAAGGAGAUGGGCGUGGGUGACUCGACGAACAAGGACGAGCUGGCCAAGGCCAAGGAAAUGGAGAGGGAGCUGCUAGCUACGCUGGGCUGGGAUGUGUGGACAGCGUACGGAGAUCGAUGGAGGGUCAUUGACUCGCCAAAGGACUGGGCGCCCUUCUAGUGGUGCUCCCCAAUUGUCAUUGCUUGAACUGUCUUUGCUCGAAUUGGCCUGCUAGAAAUACACUUCUCCCCUCAUUGCUGUGAAUGCAGCCUUCGUCC